ACAAACAACAGUUCACACACAACCGACUCAUUCACUGCAAAAAAAUCUUCUUUUUUUGCAACCCUUUUCAAAUUUUCCACUACCCUUUAUAACCAACUAACUCCUCAAUUCAACACAUCACAACAAUCCCUUAUUCUCUGCAUUUUUCAUCAUCAUGGCAACAAAGUUUUCACUCAUUCUCUGCAUUUUUGCAAUCUGGGCCAUUGAUUUUACAAACUGUGCUUCAUCAUCACACAAUGCUCCAUCACCCUCUGUUGAUUGUAAUUCCCUUGUUAUCAACAUGGCUACUUGUUUGUCAUUUGUUUCAAACGACAGUACCAUAAGCAAACCAGAUGAAGGAUGCUGUGAUGGUUUGAAAACUGUUCUGAAAACUGCUCCUUCUUGUCUCUGUGAGGCUUUCAAAAACAGUGCUUCGUUUGGUGUUGUUUUGAAUGUUACUAAGGCUUUGACUCUUCCUUCUGUUUGCAAAGUCACUGCUCCUCCUCUCUCUAAUUGUGGAUUGUCUGAUGUCCCUGCUGCUGCUCCUGGUGUAAGCCUCUCCCCAGGAUCUUCUCCAUCUACUGUAGCACCAGGUGUGGACACUCCUACAUCAACAGAACCGGCAGCUGGACCGACUGGCAAGAGCAAGAGCGCAGCAUCAGCAUUGCUACCUAUUUCAGCUGGAUCUCUUCUGGUUUUCCUUUUAUCUGUAUUCUCAGGUCUUUGAGCCACCAUACCAUGCCUAGUUUCAUUUUGAGAGUAGGAAGAUUAUGGCAUGAGGGAUAUCAUUUUGAAUUUUGAUGUUUUGAGUUUUAUUACCACUAGAGCUAUUAUCAUUCUGUGUGUGACAUGAAUUUGGAUAAAAUUCAUUGUGUGAAUUGAACCUACAUAGUCAUAUAUGUAUAUUUAUUUAUUUAUUUAUUAUUAUUAUUAUUAUUAUUAUUAUUA
Molecule: messenger RNA, 927 nt
Organism: Trifolium pratense (red clover)
Lineage: Eukaryota; Viridiplantae; Streptophyta; Magnoliopsida; Fabales; Fabaceae
Product: non-specific lipid transfer protein GPI-anchored 11-like
Exons: 3
Coding region: 155-706 (183 amino acids)
Biological process (GO): lipid transport
Molecular function (GO): lipid binding
Source: RefSeq, a predicted model, not a curated record